Phoenix dactylifera (date palm) is the source of this 3669-nucleotide messenger RNA. Lineage: Eukaryota; Viridiplantae; Streptophyta; Magnoliopsida; Arecales; Arecaceae. The record is from RefSeq and is a predicted model, not a curated record.
CAUUUUAAUGGCUCAAUCUUGGAAGCCUCUCUUAAGCACAUCAGGGCCAUAGUCACUCACCGCAGUCCUCAAAUUUGCAGAGUUUGGAUCGAUAGGUACUAUGGGUAAUGAGAUGGGAAACUCAAAUGCAACAGGUCUGCAAGCAACGGAGCAGGACAGUACUGAAGCUAUGAACGAAUCUUCAAACUCUUUGGCUAUGUCGAAUAGUGUUGAUGGCCUGAAAGGGGAAACUGAUGGUCUUGCAGAUGGUAAGCAAGCUACUGAACAACAUGAUUCUGAGGAUGCCACAGCUGGCAAAACUCCAAAAGCUUUGAUCAUGUCAAAUAAUGUCGACGAGGAUUCGAAGAGUGAGAAAGAAUCAAACUUUUCAGUAGAAUUUGACAACUUACAUGAAAGCAUGCGGCGUUGGCUUUUGAUGACCCAUCAGCAACAGAUGAUGAUCUGAUUCGGAAGCAGACGUCUGAGGAAGAGGUUAGUGCUCAUCGUGAUUCAACUAUCAUUCUUUUAUGGUUUGUUUUCAUGAUGAAAUGCUUUACUAGAAUACUGCUAGCCUGUAAUGGUGUGUAGGUUUGUUUACUUCUUGCUCGUAUCUCUGCCUAUAUAGGUACAUAAAUUGAUUAAUUGAUCAGACCUUUUCUACAAAGAUAUGUUAUAAGAUCAUGUAGAUGUAAUUGAGAAACAAAAAAUGGAAGAUCGUAUACGAAGUCAUUAGGAUCUAAAAAGGAUGCUCGGCAUGUUCAAUUGUCAUGCAUAGAAUUGACAAACAACUGAUAAUUAAAAUGUCUGGUUAUAUAGAAAAAAGUUCAUAACAAAAGUAAAAUUAACGCAUUAUUCAGUAAUAUACCUAUUUCUGGGCACUCUUUUUAUAUGUGGAAUUUGAUUGCAACAGAGGAACAACAGAUCAAGUCAUCACUUGACACUUUGUCUAGAAAUGGAGAAACAUUAACAGUCCCAUCAGUAGAUCUAAAGAACAAUGAACCCACCAGUAUGACUUGUAAUGAAUCCGUUUGCUGAAGUCAUAAUGGAACAGAGGGUUAGCAAUGAGGACAGUGCAGGAUCUGAUGGAAGAAGGUGUGAUGACUUGGGAAAUGGGAAGGGGAGAAAGAAUGAACAAAGUCACUGUCACCAAUUCCGACCCAAUAUAGAUAAUACUAUGAAAGAAAAUCCAGCAGUUGAGAGUGGAUCUUGUGGAGAGGGAGUUUUGAUGAACAGUAAUGUAGUUGAACAAAAAAAUGAAGAAAAUGGAGGGCAAACAACUUCCUGAAUUUGAUAUGGUAGCAAAUGAAUCCUCACCAGUGCAACAGAAAAAUAGUUCGUCAAAUGAAUCCAUCAACAGUGUUUAUUUGGAUGCUGUUGAUUCUGAAAUUAAAAGUUUGAUUAUAGAAGAUCCAGAAGAGGUUGAAAAUCACCUGAGAUAAACCCAGAUAAGAAUGACAUGGGCGUAAAUCUGACUGACAGUGAUGAUUAUAAAGGGACAUUAGAAAAAGAAACAAUGAAGGAUGAUAUCAGAUGUGAGAGUAUUGCUUCCCAACUUAGAGUCAUAGAUCCCAGCCAAGAAGAAAAGCAGGAAAGCAAGGAUGGUGGGUCGGAAGAUUCGGUGAUAGAGCAGACAGCUCAAAAUGAUGAGACAAAGAACAUUAAGAGCACACAAGAAAAGCAACAAGAUUACGCAUCAAGUUUGAUGUCUGAGGAGCAAAAUAAACAUUCAGAAGGAGAGAUGAAGAUAGUGGAAACAGGAAUUACUGUUUUGGUUGUAGAUAAUUCAAUCACAGAUAACAAACAUGAAGAAAUAUGGAACACAGCAAUGGGGGAUCAUGCAAGGAAAACAAGCUUGAGGACAACAAAAUCCAUGAGAAAGGACUUUCUGAAUUAUCCUCAUCUUUGUCAGAUCCUGUUGCAACUUUGAGUAAAGAGAUGGCGAUCGAAUCAGAAGAUUUAAAUGAAACACAAAAAAGUGAAGAAGAGAUAACUAUCAAAUGCGAAGAUUCGGAUGAUGAAGCCAAUAUGUUAAAAGACAAUGACAUCAAUGGGAAAAGAUUUUUCAUAUUGUCCUCAAAUUUGUUGGAUCCUGUUGACACAGCUAGUAAAGAAAUGAUGAAGGAAACAGAAACAAGAAAAACUGCAGGAGAAAAAAGUGAACUUCUUGUGGAUGAUCAAAACAAAGAUGUUCCAGAUGCAACCAUGUCUGAGGAGGAACAUGUAUAUGAGAUAAAUUUAGUAGAAACAGGAGCACCACCUGCACCUCUAAUAGAACCAUCUGAUAUGAAAAAAAACUUUAUCCCGCCACAUCCUGUUUCUCCAGACUGCUUUCAAGAAAUUGAAUACCAACAAACUACAGAGGAAUCUGAAAAAGAUAUUAAGAUUGACUCCUUGAACAACGUUAGUGAAUGCCUCGACGUCUGUUCAGGGGCUCCCAAAUCAAACUGAUAAAACUACUGACACGGUAUUUAAGCCAGAAAAUAAGGACCAAAUUCCAUGCGAGAUAAAUUCAUCCCCGAGCCAGAUGAGGACUCAAGCAAAUGAAGUUUCAAAAUUUGAAAACAGUGAAUCAGUUGUGAAUUUGGCAAUGCAAUCUAGGAAAGAGGAACAGGAAUGCAAUUCAGUGAGCCAUGCUGCUGUCCAUGUUUCAACUCUUGAUCUCAAAGUACUAGAAAGCAGUGGGAGAUUUGGCACAGAAUCAAAUGAAGAAAAGCUCAAUGGAUGGACUGAUGAAACUACAGAAGCCGGCUACUGUCCUGAAAAAUCAAUUGUAGAAAGUGAAAUUUCAGCACCACAGUCACACAAAGGAGGCGGUGAGGAAAUCCCACUACAUCCUCCAGCAGAAAGCGCAAAGUGUCUCACCGAUUUAUAUGAAGCCCCGGGGAACUCUGCAAAUAACAUCAGCGAACUAGGAGUCAGGACUGAAGUAUCUAAGCAAAAUUGUUUUCCAUAUACUGAUAAGACUGCUGCAGGUGUUAUUUUGGGGUCUGAAAGAAGUGUUACUGAAACUGAUGGGAACAUGACAAGAUACCAAACCACUGCAAGUCAAGAACUUAUCAGCAGGAUUGGAGCAGGAACUGAAGUUUCAAUACUUGAAGCCAGCAGUGAAGAAUCUGAUAAGAGCCUGCUUCUAUUCCAUAAAAAGCCCAUGGAGUGCGAACUUCCAACAUUGGAAAGAAGUGACUCCGGGAAGCUGAAAACACCACUUCUCAACCUCAUGAAAGAAGAAGCCUGUGUUGUGAAGUCGCUGGAGAAAAAAGUAGUAGUCCUGAAAAGGAUGUAGAUGAAGUAUGGCAAUCUCCUGCUAAGAAAUUUGAGGCUACAUCUCCCAGAGGGAGAGGGAAGCACAAGCCUAGAACAUCCCUUUUCAGCAACUGCAUGUGCUGCACAACAGCAAUAAAUUAAAGCUAUUUUUAUUUUCCUUUAUCAUUCUUUCCUAUCUGUUCGUUUGAGUUACAGUUUUUGGAUUUAUUGAGUGGAUGUGAAGAGGAUGUAAUAAGAUCUGAAUUGCUUGGGUUUCACAAAUAAAGGAAUCUGGCGAGAAUUUGGAGAGAUCUCGUAGAAGUUAACUUUGGCUGCAAUACCUUUGUCAUUGUUUCUUUUUUUUUCUAAGUUUUGUAAACAUUUUAUUUUAUGAUGUAUGUGUGUAAGACUUUUACUUUGAGGUUUAUAAUCUUAUGAAAGAUUAAA